Molecule: messenger RNA, 1332 nt
Organism: Triticum turgidum subsp. durum (durum wheat)
Lineage: Eukaryota; Viridiplantae; Streptophyta; Magnoliopsida; Poales; Poaceae
Source: the annotation of a GenBank genome assembly
AUGGACUCGCCGGUGCUACCAACCGCCGACCGCCGGACGCACCUCUCGCUCCUUGCGGACGAGAUCCUGGAGGAGAUCUUCCUCCGCCUGCCCACCCCGGAGGCGCUCGCGUGCGCGUCCGCCGCCUGCGCCACCUUCCGCCGCGUCAUCACCGACCGCCCCUUCCUCCGCCGCUUCCGCAAGCUCCACCCGCCUCCCCUCCUCGGCCUCAUCAACGACAGGGGCGGCGGCUUCCACCCCGCCCAGGCGCCGCACCCCUCCGCUAGGCUCGCCCGCGCCCUCCUCGACGCCGCCGACUUCACCUACUCCUUCGUGCCCAAGCCCAAGGAGGGGUGGCUCAGCCCCUGGCAUCCCCGCGACGUCCGCGACGGCCGCGUCCUCCUCGACUGCAGGGUCCCGGGGAGAACCUUCAAAUCCGCCCUCGCCGUGUGCGACCCCUUGUCGCGGCGCUACGUGCUGCUGCCACCGGUACCCGAGGACGACAUAACCGCCCAGGAAGGACGCCCUGCUGAAUUGGCGCCAGUCCUCGCCCCGGUCGGUGACGAUGAGGAUGAGACGUCGUUCAGGGUGAUAUGCAUGGCGCACUACAGAACCAAGGUUGUCGCGUUCGUCUUCUCGUCCGUUACUCGGCAAUGGUGUAUACCUGCUUCUCCCAGCUGGAGUUCUUUGGGCACAGACAGCCCCCAUGGGCUGCAGAACAGUUCUGAUUCGGGAGGAUGCCGUGGCUUGUCAAGUUUCGACCAUGUGCGUGGCUGCUUCUACUCGGCGUCACCUUGGCUGGACAAAUUUCUUGUUCUGGAUACACGGAGAAUGGAGUUUUCCACUAUCAGCGAUCACAGUGGCUUCCAUGAGCUGCUCAGACGUCUGCCUGGCCAGGCACUUGCAGAACACGGUAUGCAUCACCGAACUCGGCCUGGCCAGACCAGAAGUCUGCCUGGCUUUGUAGUUGGUAGAGAAGGAUCCCUUGAGUUGUUGUCUCUUGUUGGUGAUCACAGUCCAAAUGGAUCGUUUCGUCUUGUUUGUACCACUCAAAAUAACAGCGAAUCUCCCAAGGAAUGGCGGCUGGAGAAUGUUAUAUCCUUGCCUGGCCAAUAUGACUAUUUCACCGUUGGCGCAGCUGAGGGAUUCUUAUUUCUCGGAGGCACUACAGAAUCUCAGCAGGACUGUCAUGAAACUGAAUGGGUGGAUACUUGGGAUAUAGAUUAUUUUUCAGUGGAGGUCCAGACUUCAGAGCUUAAGAAAAUCUGUAGGAUGACAAAGCCAUGCUUCAACCACGAACGUGUCCACCCAUACUUCGGCUUCCCACCAUCGUUGUCAAGACCGACUAUAUGA